Schistocerca piceifrons (Central American locust) is the source of this 1566-nucleotide messenger RNA. RefSeq names its product palmitoleoyl-protein carboxylesterase NOTUM (gene Notum). Gene Ontology annotation, molecular function: hydrolase activity. The record is from RefSeq and is a predicted model, not a curated record. Lineage: Eukaryota; Metazoa; Arthropoda; Insecta; Orthoptera; Acrididae.
CAUCAAUAUAGCAAAAACAGUAAGCCUGUACGAGACGGGUCACACAUGGCUUGUGAGAAGAGAGGCUGCUUCUGGACAAAUGUGCUCUCCAUCCUGCUCGUCGCCGCAGGCUGCAACGCCGACGAAGCUUCUGGAGCGACGAACAGCGUCACAGUCACGUCCAACUUCGUUCCAUUCUACAGCCACCCUCAUAUCCACGCCGUGCAGAGAUUACUGAAGCUAUCACGGAAUACGCACACAGAGAAGGAAAAUGCCCUGAAGAGGAUUUUCCUGUCUACGCCAAAUGUAACUUGCAACGAUGGAUCUCCUGCAGGCUUCUACCUACGAAGAUCAAACAACAGUAAUAGAUGGAUAGUGUUCCUUGAAGGAGGAUGGUACUGCUUUGACACAGAAACAUGUCUUAAUCGCUGGACGGAACGGCGUUACUUAAUGAGCUCUUCCCAUUGGCCCGAAACACGUACUGUUGGAGGAAUAUUGUCUCCUAACCAAGAAGAAAAUCCUUUUUGGCAUAAUACAAAUCAUGUGCUAGUACCUUAUUGCAGCAGCGAUUCUUGGAGUGGAUCAAGAAACAAACCUUUGAAGGAUCUACAGUUCACAUUCAUGGGUGCCAUUAUUGUAUCACAGGUUAUAGAGGAUUUGUUGCCUCUGGGAUUAAGUAAAGCAACAUCCCUAAUGCUAGCAGGUAGCAGUGCUGGUGGAACUGGAGUCAUAGUCAACCUUGAUGUAGUCAAAGAUUAUUUACACAACAAAGUUGGCUUGCAGCAAAUAGAAGUGAGAGGUGUUUCUGAUUCUGGGUGGUUUCUGGACAGAGAUCCUUACAUUGGCAAUGCACAAAGUCAAACCUCAUCAGUAACGGUGCGCAAAGGGCUGGCAUUGUGGCAAGGUCAACUGCCUGCUCGUUGUGUUCAGAAAUAUUCAAGUGAUCCAUGGAACUGCUAUUUUGGGUACAGGUCAUACCCAAUGUUAUCAGCUCCAUUGUUCAUAUUUCAGUGGCUUUUUGAUGAAGCUCAAAUGACAGCUGAUAAUGUAGGCAUACCUGUGACAAAGCAGCAAUGGGACUACAUUUACAAAAUGGGAGACAGCCUUCGCAACACAUUCCAGAAUGUAUCUGCUGUGUUUGCACCAUCAUGCAUUUCACAUUCUGUCCUCCUGAAGAGAGACUGGCUGUCAAUAAAGAUUAAUGAUAUAUCACUUUCACAUGCUUUAAAAUGUUGGGAAAUGAAAUCAUACAAAAAACAACUGAUGGAGCAGUGUGGAAAUCAAAAGAAGGCAGCACAACUGCAUGCGUUCACCAAGAUAUGCAUCACACACACAUCAGAACUCCAGAGAUUCUAUGACUCAUGUCAUUAUCAUAUAAUAGAAAGGUGUUCGUGGCCACAAUGCAAUCAUUCAUGUCCAAAACUGCAGAACCCUUAUACAGGAGAAGAAAUGGACUUCAUUGAAUUGUUAAAAUCAUUUGGCCUUGACAUGGUGAAUGUUGCAAAUGCACUUGAUAUUGACAUUCAUACACUUAACAAUAUGGAUCAUGAGGAAUUGCUUCAGUUACUUACACAACAAGCUAACUGA